Messenger RNA from Cicer arietinum (chickpea), 471 nucleotides. The record is from RefSeq and is a predicted model, not a curated record. Lineage: Eukaryota; Viridiplantae; Streptophyta; Magnoliopsida; Fabales; Fabaceae.
AUGGCAAGUAAUGGAGACAUGAUACCACGUGCUUUGAGGGGUGUUGCAUCUCUAUUUAGCAUUACUGCUGCUACUUUGAUGAUUACUGCACGUCAAAGAACUACUUCUCAUGUUUAUUUUGGUGACUUGGCACCUUAUUGGUACUUUGUAUUUGCAAAUUUUACUAUUGCAGGUUACAGUGCUUUGCUCAUUUGUCUUCCAUCUAAAAGUCAAUUGUGGCGAUUUGCAGUUGCUUUGGAUUUGAUUUUGACAGUGAUUAUCUUCUCAAGUUGCUCAGCAGCAUUGGCAGUUGGUUCAAUGGAAAGCAAAGGGAACCCUCAUGCUGGUUGGUUGCCAAUAUGUCACACAUUUCCUAUCUAUUGCUUCAGAGUAUUCUUAGCUAUUGGAAUUGGCUUUUUUGGCUCACUAAUUUAUGUCAUGUUGCAAUUAUUGUGUAUCCAAGAAGCAUUUAAUUCCAUUCUCUUAGACUAA